UGCCAAACCCCUCAGAAAAAAAAGCUGAAACCCCUCUCUCCCAUCUGCAGUCGGCUGCCCCUCCCCUCCUCACCACCACCGCGAGCGAGCUCGAGCAGACGAGACGACGCGGGCGGCGGCGGCGACGGCGGCGAGCAGCACCCGAUCCACUCCCCUCUCCGCUAGGAGCAAAAGCAGUAGAAAUGAAUGCGCACCUCAGCUUUGAGGAUGGCUGGAGGGUCCUGGAACAGGGGAUUGUUACAUGCUCAAAGAUUCUUGAGGGUUCCACAGGUACAAGGCCUACUGUGGCUGAGUACAUGAACUGCUACGACUGUGCUUAUAGAAUGGCUGUGCAGACAACCAGCUAUUGUGAAGAGAUGUACAAUGGUUACAAGGCUACACUUGCAGAAUCCGUUCGUGUGUUGGUUUUACCCCAUCUGAUGCACAAGAGAGAUGAUGAACUUUUGAGACAGCUUCUGAAAAUGUGGUCAAACUAUUGUAUCAUGGUUAAAUGUGUAUCUGGCUUCUUCAGCUAUUUGAACCGUUGCUUUGUCGAGCAAAGAAAACUACCUUGUCUUGAAGACAGUGCUGCCACCUCUUUUUUCUCUACAGUCUUUUCUUUCUUCAACCAUGAAGUAGCAGAGGCUCUACUGACUUUGAUCCGCCAAGAGCGUGAUGGAAGGAAGGUUGAUAUGGACCUGUUGAUGGGCAUUAUGCAUGGCAUAUGUCGUUCUGAAGUCAAACCCUCAAUGAAAAAAUCUGUUCUUCAAGAUACAUAUGCUUACUACUCCAGGAAAAGUUCUGAAUGGAUUGUGCAGUACCCUCUACAAGAUUACCUUGCCAAGGUCCAGCAUACUGUGGAGAAGGAAACCAUGAAAUUGAUGCACUAUCUGUGUAUUUCUGAGGCAGAUUCCUCAGAACUCUGUUUGAAGGUUGUUAGUGCUCCAUUGAUGCAAACUUAUGACAGCUAUGCAGCAGAGAAACAGAUUGGUGGCCAACUUUUGCUUCAAACAUACAAGACUGUGGAGGAUGAUCUGCUGGCCAGAUGCAAUCGCUUGACAAUUGACAGCGGCUCAGAUAACAGUUCUGUCAGUUACAUGGAGUAGAAAGGAAGGGCGCUUUAGCUAACGUUCACCUAUAACCAAGCUUAUAUACAAGAGUUCUAGAACAUGGCCUACAUCUGGGGCACUUUUUGUGCAGGUCGUUUUUGGUACCAAUGCAGAGCUUAUGGACCGCAGAUCUUGUUGGCCAGGUUCAGUUAUAGGAAACCCUAUGCUGAAUCUACAUGGCUCUUUAUUGCAUUUAAAUGCCAGCUUGUACCCCUUAUGCUCAAACUGCAUUUCAAAUGUACAAGCAUUGUGUGCCAUUGGUGGUUUAUUCUGAUUGUCAUCUAGCGAAUAUUAGGCAAGUUAGCACCCAGUUCUCUUAGUGGCUCACAUUGUUGCGUAUGAUUGGACAUGGAGUGUGGCAUGACAACAAGACGAAUGGUGCAUGGCAUGUGUCCCUUGCGUGCUUC
Messenger RNA from Lolium perenne, 1495 nucleotides. Its product is annotated as cullin-1. Gene Ontology annotation, biological process: ubiquitin-dependent protein catabolic process. NCBI's taxonomy places the organism in Eukaryota, Viridiplantae, Streptophyta, Magnoliopsida, Poales, Poaceae. The record is from RefSeq and is a predicted model, not a curated record. Gene Ontology annotation, molecular function: ubiquitin protein ligase binding.